UUAAAUCAUAAUUAUACAGAAAUAUUAAUUAGGGAUCCUUAAGCCAUUGGAUGAUGAUAAGUAGGAGUUUAGUUCAGCAAAACCUGAAGGAUCUUGCUUGAUGAAACUUUCCUCAGCAAUUUCACCUCUUUUAUGCUUAAAUAUCUCUUCUGAGAACUGAAGGUGAAAGUCUUUGCUUUAGACUUCUUGCCACGUAAACUUAAGGGCUCAGAAGGAGAUAGAUCUUCCAGAAAAGUAGCUUUCCCUGACUUUCUUUCCUUAGCUUCACCAUUAUUUUCGUCCUUUGGGGUAAUUGGGAAUCACCAGAAGUCUUCUCUAUUGGAUCUUCCUUUGUUGUCUUUCAAAGUAUUUGAGAACUGAUGUGUCAUUUUAGGAACCUGUGGUGAACACUCAUCUGUAUCUCCUCAGGAUACUAAGUCGUCACUCCAAAUAUCUUGGUGACCAAUAAUUGGUUUAAUCUGAGUUUCUGAGUUCAUUAAAAGUUAA
Molecule: messenger RNA, 486 nt
Organism: Moneuplotes crassus
Lineage: Eukaryota; Ciliophora; Spirotrichea; Euplotida; Euplotidae
Source: the annotation of a GenBank genome assembly